Messenger RNA from Spirometra erinaceieuropaei, 7157 nucleotides. The record is from the annotation of a GenBank genome assembly. Lineage: Eukaryota; Metazoa; Platyhelminthes; Cestoda; Diphyllobothriidea; Diphyllobothriidae.
AUGGAUUCCUACAUGCGGGUAAGUUCAGCUUAUGGCUCCCACGAUUGUUAUUGGUGUAGCCGGCCCUAUGGCUAUCUUUCCGCUGCCUCUUCAUAAUCUGGGGAUUCUUCAUCUUUCGAAGUGGCAGAAAGCUCUCUCACCCAUAGUUUUAUCAUUCUAUCGGACCCAUGGUUAUUUGCGGGACAGCGUUAGUCAGACUCAUCCAGAUUCCAAUCUCAUCCAUCCCGAUGGUCGAACCUGCACAGACAAGCCGUUCUUGCGCGACGUAUCGGUUACGGGGUCGCUUGUAUCAAGAAAUGCCAGAGAAUUACAUAAGGAUUUUUGGGCAUGCGAACUCCUUACUGUCCGUUCUGCUAUAGCCCAUUACAAUUCAGUGAAGGAGGACACUAACCUGUUCACCCUCCGCACGGCACACAUACCAGGGGUAUACUUCUGUUUGCAGAGGUUUGCACGUCAUUCAUACCAGUAAAGACUUCGACCUAUCCCUCCUGCCUGCCCGGCAGAACCCAUCUGUGCGUCAGCUUUGCUACCAAAACGAGCCAUAGAGCUUGCUGUCAUAUUUGGUCUCACCAAGUGACCGGCCGCCUUAAACCAUGGCUUCUAGUUUUUUGUGGCCUUAAGUUAAAUGCUUUCGGGUCUGCAGAUCAACACCUGCCUUUAUUCUCAACAUCUCACCACCUUUGCAACAGGUUUGCUGUAUUUCUGAUAAUUUAAGAGUAAAACCUAGGUCUCCGCUCUUCAGUUUGCCCAAAUUGUCAUAUACUCCGCUCAUCCGCUUCGUCCUGACCGUUUCUGCCUUCAAAUGCUGAUACGGGCAGGAGCACCUAUUGAAUGUGCUAAGUGGGAACGUAUACUUUGUUUUUUCUCCACACCAAUGAAAACCAACAGUCUACCAGAGCUGUUAAAGUUCGCACAAAUGGUUAAGAACACCGUAGCAGUCACACGGUUAAGUCACAAAUUAACUUCCUGCGCUUAAAUAAAAGGUUACGAUAACGUGUCAACCAACAUAACUAGGCCGUCAAGAUAGGGGAUUUUCUCGCUGUAGUAAACUUUCAAAAUUAUCUCGUGCAUGCCUUGUCCUGUUUACCAGAAUCCUGGACAAUUUUUUUUUCAGAAUCCAGCGGACUUCCUUGCUAAACUCUCCUCAGGUUCGGGUAGUCAGCCAGCAGAAACCCUGGAGACCCUAAAAGCCAAUCUAGUCACUUCCCGCCCAAAGAACUUUGACGACUGCAUCGCCUGGGCCCGCAACUUGUGGCAGGUAGGUGCUGUUCCAUCUGAAGUCUCGAUGCGCUCUAGAUCGCAUCUUCAUAUAGACUCGUUUAAAGUUUCAACAACAAAGUGCACUAUGUCAUUAGCGCGAAGUACUUCUGUACUAUUUCCAUUGCUCACUGAAUACUUAGUCGGGCGAAUAUCAGCGGCGUGUCGAAUAAGGAACCAUUUGAGUACUGAGUAGAGAGGAUACUUUUCCUGCAGUUCACUCAAAACUCCACGUAUACGCACCAAUCAUUAAUCAUUUGUAAGCGCAAUUGAAGCUUAUGUGCAGUGUAAAAUGCCUUUUUUCGUUAACAUGCUUCUAAAGACCAUGCCUUCCUAUAAAUUCAAAUUUUAACUCCUCCUGCCUUUCUCAUCGCAACCGGGCCAUUCCUUGUACUACAAGAAAACCAAAUAAUACUUCUGUGCGUUUUUGGCCAUACGCGCAAAUUGUGCUUCUGAUUUUGCAUAAGUUGUUUUUUUCCCAACAUUGGUGCUAUCCUGAUCCCCCACGCCAGUGAGAUCCGGGGAAUAUGUCGCGAUUGAUUCACUACUUCCUUAUCAGGCUCUUUUGGACGGAGUAUUCUUAAGGUCGGAAAAUCAGUUCCAGCUACUCGCGUAUGUCAUAGACACUAGAAAUGCAUUCUGACUUUAAACCCUCACCUGCCUGCCUAGAUUCCCGUCCCAAAUAUAAUUUUUUUAGAUCAAAACAUUCAUUUUAUCUCAGGUUAUUUGCGAAAACAAACCUCCAAAACGUUUUGAGGCACAUCAAACAGUAAUCUAUGACUUUGCUCAAGUAGCCUUGGGUUGCGUAAACCUUCGCAAUCCAAACGCGCAUUUAUCAGAAUUACAUGGAAUGCGCAUCAAUUUCUCUGCUCCCCUGCCUUGUCUUCUUUCGUAUUUCGAUGCCUAGCAAUUGUACAACGGUUUUGCUCUUAGGCUGCCUAUCGACUUAGUAAAUUUAAUAAGUAUGUCAAGUCUUUGUAUGCUCUCUUGGUGAUGUAUGGCGAACGGCCCUGCAGGAAAACCGUUUUCAGCCACUCGGAUGGUAUUAAUAUACAUUUAACUACUCAAAUUGCAAAGUCAAGUUGGCAAACGUAUUUUCAGUGACAUCGUCAGGCUAAUACAGUUACAUGGAGGAAUGAAAAUCUACACAGUAUUAACAGUGUCUAUAGGGACAGGACAGUUCAUUAAUUUUCAGUUUUCUUCCCCUAAACAUCAAACGAAAUUCGGUGCAGGGAUCGGCGGCUAGAGUGAGGCGCAUCUGCUCGCCUGACGUUAUAGAAGCAGAGCUCCAACAGCUGCGGAACACACUUCGUGAGAACAGACACCCAGAUAGAUUUAUCCUCCGAAAUAUUGGAGAACCCACUAUAAAGCCCGCCGUCGCGACUGCAAGGGAGGAAGAUGCAUUCGCAAGACUGCCUUUUGCUGGGAACGCAACAAGCGAACUAGUCAGACGACGCUUAACUACAGCUAACACCAGAGCAUUCCCUGCGACGAAUUUACGCGUAUGCUUCACCAACUCCCCCAUCCUACGUUUGCGAGGUAAAGACAGACUACCGUCGGAGGCCACAUCAACGUGCAUUUACUCAUUUACUUGCUCCUGUGGAGCGGGGUAUAUAGGCCGUACAACGAGACGCCUGGUAAAGAGGGUGCGUGAACGUAUGGCCGUCUGGUUAGACAGAGGUGAGACCCGAUCGAUUUCGAGUUCCAUUCUCGCACAUUUAGUCGAUACAAAUCACCGAGUCGAUGCCAAGGAAACAUUUCAGAUUGCCUACCGGACACAAACAAGCUUCUCUAAAGACCUAGGCCAACGGAGGCUAGCAACGGCCGAGGCAGUGGCUAUACGGCUAGCGAAACCAGUGCUAUGCUGUCAGAAAACGCUGACACAGGCACUCUCUACUGUGGCCAACGCCAACCCCAAGUGAUGACAACAUGCCGCCUCAAAUCCCUAAUUACAACGAUGGGUACUCCGUAUACUCAGUUUUAGAACGUCACUCAAAGUCUCUCUUACCCCCCUCCCCUAGCCCUGAAGACCAAAACCCGCCGACCUCGUCAUGCGGGCGGUGUGGGGAAGAUAAGUGUUGAUGGCUUAUAAUAGCACUUGAGAAACCUAUAAACACUGUUAAUUGUGUAUAUUUUCACUCCACGUAACUGUACUGGCCUGACGAACAGUCACCGAAAGCACGUGUUUGCCAACUUGACUUUUCAAGUAUAAUCAAGUUGUAUUCAACAGGCUUGUUACUUAUAUAUGGCUGUUAUCCUCUGGAGUAUACUUGGUUCCUCAGAGUUAUUUUUAGCUACGAAUUCUCGGCACUUUGGGGCGGUUGUCUUCGGAAAUUUAAUUUCCUACCUGAAGCAGGCACUCAGAACAGAUUUCUAUGCCUCCGAUUAAAUUUUUCUGACGUACGCUUUUUGUCUUUUCCCGUAUCCAUGAUGCUAUUCACCUUGAUUCCCAUUGGUUUAUUUUUACCAUCGCAUCUUCUUAUAAUUGUCACUUUUAGGAAUUCUACACGAAUUCCAUCAGUCAGUUACUCUUCAACUUCCCCGCUGAUCACAAAACGACGACGGGCACUGCAUUCUGGUCCGGCACCAAGCGUUGUCCGCACCCCUUGAAAUUUGACGUCCACAACGUUAGUCCCAAGCAAUCUAACUGAUGUUUUGACCGGUUGUUUUAACACAAGAGCUCAUACAUUGAUUUGCAUUCACGGUGAUCCGCCCUAUUAGGGGCUUAAUACAAUCAGUCACGUUUAUCUCCCACCAAACUGGUCGUAAGUACUACAACGCAAUUUCCUCACUUUCCACGACCGCAUCUACUUCCACACUACUGGGCAUGCAGAGUCUGAUGUUUGACUUUCGACGUCCAGUUGCCGGAAAGUCUUAACUGGUCAUUUUGUUGUUGAGUUGGCGUCGAUAAAAUCCGUCUUGACCCCCUAGAAGCGCUACCGUCAAUUACAAGUUGUAUUUGGACGACAACUUCUGUCUUAUUUGCCGUUACCGGUCGACUAUACCCUAACCCUCGGUCGGACAUGCCUAAGGUUCUGAGACCGGGUCCAGUUGAUCUACAAAGUAGCUGCCCUACUGCUUGAGCCACCUUCUACGGGGCUUUAGCGAAGUUUCAAGGCAAAACGAAACGUCCGUAGUCCGUCUCAAAAUUACAACAGAUCAGCGAACGCCACUCCCGGGUUGCUUUGGACAUUUCUGAUCGCAACCGACAGGACUUGGGCCGAUGACCGAGGUGGCAGGGGACCUGGCUCAACGACCAACCGGAGCCAGGUUAGAACUUCGAACUUCCCUGGCCUGGGGUUGGAGUGUGACUGACCGACAAUAGCAAGUUGGCAACCACUCCAGCCGACCUUUGCCUUUGCCGCCGGUGUCUCCCGUUUACCGGUUACUCAUCACUAUAUGACUGCCUUCAGGGACACUAGACCGGAGCUGCAAGUCAACUUGGGCGUCUAUACUUCACACCGCAGGCAGGAUAGAUAUGAGCGUCACUCUUGUGUGGUGUAUUGAAUAAUGUCAAUGAAGGGAUUUUUGUUGACCUUAUGUUUGAGGGUGAGAAGGGCUAUAUGAGCUCCGGGGAGCAAUUUGUAAUUAUUGUCGGACCAGUUCUCAAGUUCACUGUCAGAGAUACAAAAGUAAGGGCUAACAGUUUGAGUGACACAACAAGCCAGUCGAGACACUUCGCGUCUGAUUGGCUGCAACGGUCACGGUGACAGUUGCCAGUCGGGAACUCGAACUGUGUCUUUGAGCCAUUCUGACGAUGUACACAGUAUCCAGUUCGAGAACUCGACGUACUAAAUUGCUCUUCUUGGUCGAAUUUUUUUUCCUAUCUUCAAUGGAAGGUGUCCCUGAGAGUCAAAUUUUCACACCGUCUCGGUCGUAUUUUUACUAGCGCUUAUGGGCAUGUUCUUUCUCACCACACAAAUACAACAGCCUGGUUAUUUUGCCUGCUUCAGCCUACUCAUCUUGCCUUCAUUGUCGCUGCGGCAAACAUUCGCGCUUUCAUGUACUCUCUGCCUGAAUGUCGUGACGCCGAUGAGAUAGCUCGCAAAGUCGCUGCUAUACAUGUCCCCGAAUUUGUUCCCCGCAGCGGGGUUCACAUUGAUGUUACCGACGCAGAACUGCAGAGCCAUGCUGCUGGUAAUGUCCAAAAAGGCAGUUUCGACGACUUGCGCAACUCUCUUCCCAAACCAGGUGUGUAUUUUUUCUCGCUUUUUGUUUCUUCUCAAUGAGCCAUUUCGAGGGAAAAGUGCGUUCACUAUUCCCAAUUCUUGUUAGUUGACCUUUGUUCGAUUUCGAUCUUUUCGCACGUUUAUACUGCUUUUGUAUGUCGGAUAUAGAAGAACUAGCUGAUCUCAAAGUGAACCUGGUCGAUUUCGAAAAGGAUGACGACUCCAACUUCCACAUGGACUUUAUCACGGCGGCAAGCAACCUUCGUGCUGAAAACUAUUGCAUCCCUCCAGCUGAUCGCCUGAAAAGCAAAUUAAUUGCAGGCAAAAUCAUGCCUGCAAUUGCUACUACAACCAGUCUAGUCGCAGGCCUUGUUUCCUUGGAACUCUACAAAGUCAGUCAACCGCAUUUGUUUGACCCAUUCUCCGUCCGGCUUCUUUUCGUGACUUAUACGUGUCUUGUGUUUUUUAGCUUGCACAAGGAAACUUGGACUUGGAACUUUUCAAGAAUAGUUUCGUUAAUCUAGCUCUCCCCUUCUUUGCUUCUUCGGAACCUAUGAAACCCGAGAAGUGGAAAUACUACGAUAAGGAGUUCACGAUCUGGGAUCGCUUUGACUUGGAGGGCACAAUGACCCUCCAAGAGUUCUUGGAUUACUUUAAGGUGCUACCAUUAUCAACUUCUAAAACUGAUUUUAGGAACAUCACAAGUUGGACAUAACGAUGCUAUCUCAGGAUGUGUCUAUGCUGUAUUCAUUCUUCAUGCCACAGAAUAAGCGGGCUGAUCGACUGAAGAUGAAGUAAGUUUAAGUCUCUCAAUUUUAUCGCAUUUGAUUUUGUAAAAAACACUGAGUUCCAAUCUUAGCGAGGUAGUACCCUAAACCGUCUUGAUGUAAGCUUAUUGUGACCGCAGUCGUACUCUAUGUUUUCAACCCAUUCGUCUCAGUUUCUUACUCUUUUGGCUUUGCCCAUCUUACAGCCUCGUUUUACCUAGUGCUUUCACAGAAUGGUUUUGCGGCCCCUACGACGUCUUACUGGACCUUAGACCCACUGUUUUGGGACGAGAAAAAAACAGCACGCUUAACUUGACCACAAAGUAGUGAACUGCAGAUCGUCAGUCGUAUAACCAUUUCCAUUCGAUACUUAAUGAUGCCCCACCCAGUAGUUGCGGAUCAUGUACUUACACCAGUGUACGUUUUGCUCCUUCGAAACAAGGACGGUUGACCCCUAUCGGUAGAUCUGAACCUCCGAGUCUUCGUUAAAAGGCUCUUUAGCGUAUUGACUACUGUGCGCCCCUCCUUUCAGGUUCGCCACGUGCCUGACUUCACGAUAUUGACGCGUGGCCCGUUAUCCCCGCCGUUCUCGCUUUUCCACGACACUUUUACAGAUGACGCUGAAGUGAUUAGAAUCUCAGCUUUAUGAAAGUGCAGUUUGGCCGUCCGUCUAAUGUCUUCUUUUUUAAUUUAACGUUUAGACUUAUACAGCCACCCACGUGAUUCUCCCGCUAUUAUUAUUACUACUGCCGAUAGUAUUUGCUUUAUUCCAUCUAAGUUAACUGUUUUCUGUCAAUUCUAUGUGUUUUCCAGGUUACCGCAGCUUGUUGAAAGUGUCAGUAAAAAACACAUCGCGCCGCACGUUCGUGCCCUGGUUUUUGAACUCUGUGCUACGGAUGUAGACGGUGAAGACGUUGAUGUACCUUACGUGCGCUACGUGCUGAACUCUGAUAAAUCAACUUAG